Molecule: messenger RNA, 492 nt
Organism: Tripterygium wilfordii
Lineage: Eukaryota; Viridiplantae; Streptophyta; Magnoliopsida; Celastrales; Celastraceae
Product: anti-H(O) lectin 1-like
Exons: 4
Coding region: 1-492 (163 amino acids)
Molecular function (GO): carbohydrate binding
Source: RefSeq, a predicted model, not a curated record
AUGGACGGACUAACAUUUAUUAUUGCACCAUGCAGUAGUCCCUCUCCAUCUGACAGCUAUGGUUCCUAUCUUGGAAUAAUGGAUCCAGCACAAGACAGUCAUGCUGCUGGUCAAUUAGCUGUGGAGUUUGACACAUACAAGAAUACAGGUGAUUUGGAUGCAAAUCACAUUGCGAUUGUCACAAAAAGUGUAAUACAUCCAAUUCAAGCCAGGAGUCUUAAUUUUACCGGAAUUGACCUGAAAAGUGGAAGAGACAUCAAGGUUCUAAUAGUAUUGGAUGGGAGGACAAAGUCAAUUAGAGUGCACAUUGGAUAUGCAUCUGAUCCAAUAGGUGAGACUUUUCUUGAGGGAAAAUUGGUGAUAAGCCCCUCACUUAAAAGUUUUAUUCCAUUAAGGACACUCUUAAAAGUUUUACUCAUUCUGGCGGCGGAGACGAAGCUUCCAAUGGAGGUCAAAGAUGAAUCACAUGUAGGAGAAGUGUGCCAUGUUUAA